UAUAUAACGGUAAGUAGCCAAGAUGGCAGGAGAAGUAGAGGGGUCGUCGUCGCAGAAAUAUGCGAAAAUAUCCAUUACGACGACUUAGAGACGCCGGAUACGAAUAGUCCAAUGCCAGCUCCCUCCUCGGCCCCGCCGCCCUUACGGGAGAGAACCAGCUCCAAGAUGACGGACUCGCGGGAUGUUGACGGUGCAUUCGAGGGCUCAUUUGCCGGGACAGGACGGGACAUCGCCGGAGUUCGCCCUCAGCCGUGGUAUUAUCGACGAGAGUACUAUCUUGAUGGCUGGACGAAUCCCGUAAUUCAACGGGCUGCUUUUGUUGAGUGCUUUGCCACGACAUGUUCAAUCUACCUCUCCGGACAGUUUAGCAUGACUCUGAUGAACACCGGUGUCACCCAAGUCACGGCCUAUGUCGGCAUCUACAACGCCGUUUUCCUCACUCUUUUCGUAUACGCAACAGCUACUGCCACGGGCGGUCACAUAAACCCCAUGAUCACCUUCACGACUAUGCUGUGUGGCUUGACGCCUAUCCCAAGAGGCGUGGUGUUAAUCACGGCCCAAAUUCUCGGCGGUGUCCUCGCUGGAGGCGUGCUACUCGGUUCCUGGGGUCAAGAUAGAGCUAUUUCCCGCAUGGGAGGCGGCAACUUUUUCGAUCCGACGCAAAUCUCGCCCGGUCAGGUCUUGCUAAUCGAGGUGAUGUCCUCAAUGACCAUUCUUUACCUGGCGAUCGGCACCGGGUUGGAUCCACGACAGCAAGUCCUGUACGGGCGCCAGCUUGGGCCGCUGCUUGUGGGGCUCAGCUUAGGUCUCGUGUCGUCCUCAACGACAGGCGUUGCCCCCGGGUACACAGGCGCCUCGAUGAACCCCGCGCGAGCCAUCGCGCUCGCCAUUGCAGGACGAAAUUGGCAUCACCAUUGGGUGUGGUGGGUAGGACCGGCUCUCGCUUCAAUCUUGAUGGCUUUGAUGUACCGUUUUGCUCCCCCGUCUUAUGCCGAGAAGGCCAAACGCAAGGCAAUGGUGGAAUCGUCCGGGCAGCAAGAAGCACGUACGGCGGGUGUCUGAAACCUCCGGGGCGCGACACCAAAACCGGCGCAAGGGGCAUGGAGAGGAUGUAAGAUGAGCAGGUAGCCCAGAAGCUGAGCCAAAGCCGCCGAGAGACGACGCCUCCAUACAUUCCUCGGACUCCGAAAAUAAAAUAAUAAACUGUAUGACCCGCCCAAGGCUGCUACCAUCGGUCGCUGUUGAGGUUGAAGGCGGUUGACCGCCUGUUGGAGGGGCAACUGCGGGGCAGUUGGGCA
Molecule: messenger RNA, 1298 nt
Organism: Chaetomium fimeti
Lineage: Eukaryota; Fungi; Ascomycota; Sordariomycetes; Sordariales; Chaetomiaceae
Product: aquaporin-like protein
Exons: 7
Coding region: 112-1062 (316 amino acids)
Biological process (GO): transmembrane transport
Cellular component (GO): membrane
Molecular function (GO): channel activity
Source: RefSeq, a predicted model, not a curated record